Molecule: messenger RNA, 354 nt
Organism: Blastomyces dermatitidis ER-3
Lineage: Eukaryota; Fungi; Ascomycota; Eurotiomycetes; Onygenales; Ajellomycetaceae
Exons: 1
Coding region: 1-354 (117 amino acids)
Source: RefSeq, a predicted model, not a curated record
AUGCCGGAUAGGAUAGCCAGCAUCCCAUCCCCGCAAAUUAACAGGAGUAUUGCCCCAGCGGCCCUGCCAGAUUCUGGUGCGGAGAAGGGCCUGAACCCUCCACAGGCCACGGCAAAUGGAAACCUCGAGAAAAACGCUCCCGGCCUCACUUCGACACAAUCAUCAUCACCAGCAGGGCGGCACAAUAAAGAAGAAGCAGAAGAAGUACUUCAAUAUCACUACCUUACCUUCGGCACUUCCCUACCACCACCUACGGGCAUCUCAUCCCCCACUAGCCCAGGUCAGCAAGCAGCCCCCGAACAACCUGAUCUACGACCAUUUAUUUCCCCAUUUACAUGGCGGAAUUCACGCUAG